AUGACGGGCGUUUACCAACAGCCGCAGCAGUCGCGCCAGACAUGCGAGCUAAACUGCAAGCAGAUUCAAGCCAAAGCCACGAGUCUGGCCGCAAGUUGUUGUCGCUUAACGCGUCCCAGUCUCGAUAAGGGAAAUGCAGAAUGUCGUGAGCAACUAAAUUUGCUUAAGAAUCGGAGCUUUAGCUUUGUCGAGCAAUACAGCAUCAAUAUGUGCAUUGAGGAGUGCAACUACAUCAGCUCUGGCUAUAUAGACAUUGAUCCGCCCUUUCGCCUGGACAUGGCCAUUGUGAAGCGUAACCUGGAUAAUACAAUGCCGCAGCCGCAAACGAUAUCCGUUCCCUUUAUGCUCGAUGCAUUUGCCAAGUGCCGGGCAUUCCGCGCCCAGCAUGCCAAACUGUUUGCGGUGCAUCUGCCGGAUAUUGAAUUCAUCACGGAUGACUGUAACUCGUUUGCCUUGCACGUGACCAUCUGUGUGCGCAUUCAUGCGAUGCAGAAAUGCCCCAAGGAGUUCUAUGAGCACAGCAACAGCAACUGCCAAAUGGCGAGGGAGUAUUUCACGCACUGCGUGGAGGACAUUGAAUCAAAUAUAUCCAACUGA
Drosophila innubila is the source of this 597-nucleotide messenger RNA. RefSeq lists its product as uncharacterized. The record is from RefSeq and is a predicted model, not a curated record. NCBI's taxonomy places the organism in Eukaryota, Metazoa, Arthropoda, Insecta, Diptera, Drosophilidae. The transcript has 5 exons. The coding region runs from base 1 to 597 and encodes 198 amino acids.